AUGGCGGUGUGCUGCUUCUUGUGCAUCGGCGUCUUCUCUUACCUCCUGUCAGCUGAACGCGUUGCCGACAAGCGACUGCUGCACGAGGCCGACAGCUUUCUGACUCGACGUCACGGGGCCAGGGAGCCUGAGCAGCGGGAGAAGCAAACCAAAGCACCGCUUGCUGGUCUCGGAGUGCAGGAGACAUCAAAGGGCACGCGAACGGAAGCCAAGGUCGGCCUUCCGAAGUGUUCGGACGGUGUCCUCCAGCUCGACGGGGUCUACGAGGUGAAGCAGCAGGAGGAGGUCCUCGUGGAGGGGCCUUCGUGCCGAGUGACGGGAAGUGCCGAGCUGCUGCUUUGGGCGCCCAUCCGCUUCCGGGGCAACCUGGUCUUCGCAGGGCAGGUGAGCGUAAAGGCUGCCGGCGACGACGGCACGAUAAGUGCCUCGUGCAUCGCCGUCAACGGCAACUUUACAUUGCGCCCAGAAGCUCGCCUCAGCAUUCAAGGCUGCCAGAACGAGGCUGACGAGGAGGAUGCAAACGAAGGAGGCUGCCUGCGCGUGCGCGGCGAUGCCGAACUUCUGGGCGGCCGGUUGCUUCUGCGUGAAUGCGCUGCAAGAAAAAGGGGUGGCGGCAUCGACGUCGGAGGCCGGAUCGGCAUUUGCUGGAAAAACGCCAUCUUCGAACGCUUGCGCGUGAAGAGCUCUGAGACACACUCAUGCUGCUAA
Messenger RNA from Symbiodinium necroappetens, 708 nucleotides. NCBI's taxonomy places the organism in Eukaryota, Dinophyceae, Suessiales, Symbiodiniaceae. The record is from the annotation of a GenBank genome assembly.